Messenger RNA from Triticum urartu, 2159 nucleotides. NCBI's taxonomy places the organism in Eukaryota, Viridiplantae, Streptophyta, Magnoliopsida, Poales, Poaceae. The record is from RefSeq and is a predicted model, not a curated record.
GUACAAAGAUAACACGGAGUCUCGCAGCUUAACCUUACAAAAGCAAAUUAGUCGUUAUGCUCCCAUCCAUUUGGAACCAGAGUUGACUACUCUAUCUGAAGGAGACAAAGAAGCCUUGGGAUAUAUUCUUAAAGCAUCAAUGGUUAUUGAUGAAAUAUUUUAUGAGCAGGUAUGGAAUAGCAACACAAUGCUAAGAGACUGGCUAAAAGCACACGCUGACUCCUCCUCCCUUGAUAGUCUGAAGUGGGCAUAUUACUCUAUUAAUAAAAGUCCAUGGUCCUGCCUUGAUGAAAAUAAGGCUUUUCUAUCCACUGCCGAUUCGGCUGUGAAAUUGCUCACAGAUGCCACCAAGCCAAUUUCAGGAUGGAAGGGGCUUGAGUAUCGUGCAGCAUUCCCUCUAGAUAAGCCUCGUGGCGCGAACUUCUAUCCUGCUGACAUGAACAAAAUGGAGUUUGAUUUAUGGAAAAGUGGACUAACUGAUAAGGAACAAAAAGAUGCAACUGGAUUCUUUACUGUCAUAAAACGGCCUGAUGCUUUAUUGACUACAUCAGUAGCACAGUCAGAUGGACCAAAUCAAACCAAUACUUCAGAUGAUCUUUUUAUUGUUCCAUAUUCCAAGGAGUAUAAAGCAUCCCUUGAGAAAGCUGCCGAGCUUCUCCUUAAAGCAUCAGAUUGUUCUGAUUGUCCAAGCCUGAAGAAUUUGCUCAGAACCAAGGCAAAUGCUUUUCUUUCAAAUGAUUACUAUGAAUCUGACAUAGCUUGGAUGGAGUUGGACUCCAACAUAGAUGUCACCAUUGGCCCAUACGAGACAUAUGAAGAUGGCCUGUUUAGUUAUAAGGCAACCUUUGAAGCAUUUGUUGGGGUGCGGGACGACGUUGCAACUUCUCAAGUUAAACUCUUUGGUGAUCAACUCGAGGAUUUGGAGAAAAAUCUUCCACUGGACAAUAUUUACAAAUCAGACAAUGUAUCUGCUGCUCCAAUUCGCGUGAUGAAUCUUCUUUACAACUCUGGGGAUGUGAAAGGUCCUCAAACUAUAGCUUUCAAUUUGCCAAAUGAUGAGCGGAUUGUGAAUGAGCGAGGAACUUCAAUGGUUAUGCUUAAGAACAUUUCAGAAGCCAAGUUCAAGAAUAUCUUGAAGCCUAUAGCCAAUGCCUGCAUCAGAGAGGAGCAGAAAGAAUAUGUUGAUUUUGAGCCUUAUUAUACACAUAUUGUUUGCCAUGAGUGCUGCCAUGGAAUUGGACCUCAUUCCAUAACCCUUCCUGGUGGUAAAAAGUCCACAGUUAGAAUGGAACUUCAAGAAUGUCAUUCAGCAUUGGAGGAGGCAAAAGCUGAUAUAGUUGGUCUGUGGGCGCUGAAUUUUCUUAUAAACAAGGGGUUGCUUCCUAAGAGUCUAUCAAAAUCUAUGUAUGUUUCUUUCCUUGCUGGAUGCUUCCGGUCGAUUCGCUUUGGACUGGAAGAAGCUCAUGGGAAGGGACAGGCAUUGCAGUUUAACUGGUUGUAUGACAAAGGAGCUUUUAUCUUGCAUUCUGACGGAAAAUUCUCAAUUGACUUUACAAAGGUCGAGGAAGCUGUUGAAAGCCUUGGCAGAGAGAUCAUGACGAUACAGGCAAAGGGCGACAAGCCUGCCGCGCAGUCUCUCCUUCAGUCCCGUGCAACCUUGACGCAGCCGUUGCGUGUGGCAUUGGAGAAAAUCGAACACAUGCAGGUGCCUGUUGAUAUAGCCCCUAUAUUUGGCACAGCCAGUAAGCUGCUCGCAAACAAUUAAGCACCGGAAGACAGCGAUUUAGAAAGUUUUGUGUCUCCCACUGUACCUGAUAAACUACAAAUUGUUUUCUGUUUACAUGAGAAAGUACAAAUUGUUGAAACAAGAUGAAGCACCAUCCUGGGCGACACAAAUGGAAAAUAACACAAAUAAAUGAAUGACUUCUUAAAAGGAUGGUUGUUAGCAUCACUGCCUAAAUGGAUGAACUUCUGAAGGAUCACUGUUAGCAUCACUGUCUAUUUACCAAGGUGUUUUUAGAAAGCGAUGUCUACUGUAAUCUUUGAACAUAUUCACUCAGGAAUUGGGAGCAGAGACCAUCAGAAUUCUGCUGAACUUCUGCGGUUUUGCUGCGCUGAAGGUCAUCUUGUGCUUAUAUAUAUCAGAAUGCUGGUACACA